Molecule: messenger RNA, 197 nt
Organism: Cetraspora pellucida
Lineage: Eukaryota; Fungi; Glomeromycota; Glomeromycetes; Diversisporales; Gigasporaceae
Source: the annotation of a GenBank genome assembly
AUACUCUUACUCAAGCUAAAUUUGUUAUUUGGCUUCUUAAAGUUGAAGAAAGUUGGAUUUCUAAUAUUACAAAAGAUAUUGCUAAUAUUCAACUUUUUAAUAAUAUUGUCCUUUUUUCUAAAAGAUUAAAUGAUCUAAUCCAUUUUGCUUAUUCUGAAUUUACACCAAAUACUAAUUCUUAUUAUUUUGUUGAGUGA